Molecule: messenger RNA, 1857 nt
Organism: Dichomitus squalens LYAD-421 SS1
Lineage: Eukaryota; Fungi; Basidiomycota; Agaricomycetes; Polyporales; Polyporaceae
Product: subtilisin-like protein
Exons: 10
Coding region: 1-1857 (618 amino acids)
Biological process (GO): proteolysis
Molecular function (GO): serine-type endopeptidase activity; tripeptidyl-peptidase activity
Source: RefSeq, a predicted model, not a curated record
AUGGCCUUACCUCGGAUGUUCUUUGGUUUAGCCGCACUCGUCACUCUUGUCCUCGCGUCAGGUUUCUCGUCGGCAGCCAUCUACCAGAGAUCGGUCCCGCAAGGCUGGUCGCUGCACCGUCGCGCCGACCCCGACGCCCUGCUUCCCCUCAAGUUCAGCCUCGCCCAGUCCAAUCUCCAAAACCUUGAAGCCUACCUACUAGAUAUUGCCGACCCGACAUCGCCUAACUAUGGCAAGCACUGGCCCGCUGAUAAGGUCACCGACACCUUUCGACCUUCGAAGACCACCGUGGACGUUGUGCAUUCUUGGCUUGCUGUCGACAACGGGAUUAGUUUAGACAAUAUCCAGCUGAGCCGCAACGGGGAUGCGCUUCACGUCAACGUGACUAUUGCCGAGGCCGAACGCAUCCUCGGUGCAGAAUACAAUAUCUAUCGUCAUGGCAAGACAGGCAUUGAGCGCGUUGGAUGCCACCAAGGUUACGCCUUGCCUGAGCAUGUGUCGAAGCACGUCGACAUUGUGUGGCCUACGGUACACUUUGGUAACUCGGUGGUUACCCGGAGGGAUGCCUCUGCGUCUAGCCUCUUGCAUGUCGAGCACGAGUCUGGGGCCACCACACAGCCAAUCUCGGAAGCGGAGCUAGAGGCGUCAGGUUGCGACGAAGCGGUCACAAUCGAGUGCUUGCGUGACCUGUACCAUUUCGACUACGAACCUCUUGCCGCCGAUAGGAACACUAUCGCUGUCGCCGAGUUUGAAGCAAACAUAGUUCAGCCCGCCGACCUAGAUCUGUUCUUCCAAACGUAUGCCCCCGAUAGAGUUGGGCAAGUACCUACUCUGGUCAGCAUCGAGAAUGGAACGAACUCCCCGCCCGGAUCUCUGGGGGAAGCUACGUUAGACUUUGACCUCGUGAUGGGUCUCCUCAGUGCCAAGCAGGAGGUCAAGCAAUACGCUGUGGGAACCACCAAUGCUAAUCAGAAUCCAGUGGACGAACUUCUUGGCGCAUUUGAUGCUUCGUUCUGUGAGCGGGACGGUGUAAGCGACGAAGACCUUGUUGACUGUGGAGACAAACCUCUGCCCAAUGUUAUAUCCAUCUCGUACCACUUUUCUCCCGACUACAUCGACCCCACUAUCACUCCCGUCGUCACAAGGCAAUGCACCGAGAUUGGCAAGCUUAGUCUGAGGGGCAUCACGUUUGUUGCGUCAUCUGGUGACAGCGGGGUUUCGUACGGAACUGGCCAGCACGGCUGUUUGGUGAAUGGUACUCUUGUCAACGGCAACCCCGUUGGGACGUUCAUCGGGCAGCUGCCUGCCUCGUGUCCCUUCGUCACGGCUGUCGGUGCGACGUCAGUGGUACCCGGAAAUAGUGUGGACGAUCCCGAAGAGGCAACGACCGACUUCCCGUCUGGAGGCGGCUUCUCGAACAACUUUGCUCGUCCAAGCUGGCAAGAGGCCCAGGUCAGCAAGUAUCUGUCCAAGUUCGCACCCGACUACGCUCCGGACAUCUUCAACAGGUCUGGCAGAGCCUACCCCGACGUUGCAGCUAAUGGGUGGCCCACUGUCGUCGCAACAAACGGAAAAUUCUUCCAGUCAGGCGGUACAUCCGCAUCCGCGCCCAUCUUCGCAUCUUUCGUCGCGUCGGUCAACGAUGCUCGUAUCGCCGCUGGUAAAAGGACGGUGGGCUGGAUCAACCCCGCGCUGUACUCUCGCGAGUUUGCUCAUGUGUACAACGACAUAACUAACGGGACGAACCCCGGAUGCCAGACUGAGGGCUUCCCCGCUGCUCCUGGCUGGGACCCUGUUACCGGACUGGGCACACUGAACUUUCCGCUUCUUCUGGCAGCGUUCUUGCAGCUUCCGUGA